GCAGCAUGCAGGUGACUCUUCCCCGCCACGGCAGGCUGGGCCUGGCUCUCUUCCUCCUCCUGGUUUGGGGGGCUUCCAUUCAAGGUUCUCCCCUUCGGAAAGCCAGGCUCCAAUGGGUCCGCUGCAACCCCGACAGCAAUUCUGCAAACUGCAUCGAUGAAAAGGGACCCACGUUUGAGCUGCCACCAGACGAAUUCAACCGGAUCUUUCCCCAGAGUCCUGGCACAUCCUCGUCGUCAAGGCUGAGACUCCAGAACCUCAACGACAUCUUUCCCAUAUCCGAGGACUAUUCUGGCUCCGGCUCGGGCUCCGGCUCGGGCUCGGGGUCCGACUACGGUGCCUUCGACAAUGUUCUCCAGAACGACAUCGAGGACGAAUUCCGCCUGGUAGAUGACACAGCGGCUUUCGAUUCCAACUUCAGGUUGAAGCGAAACUCGCCCUCUGGGGAAGUGGAUUUGGAGCUAGAUGCACAAGAGGAGGAUUUUGUGAUCUAAAGUCAAAAAAGUCCAAGCAAAGCAAAGAGGACUCCU
This is a messenger RNA of Suncus etruscus (white-toothed pygmy shrew), 530 nucleotides long. It is a transcript of the gene SRGN, whose product is annotated as serglycin. NCBI's taxonomy places the organism in Eukaryota, Metazoa, Chordata, Mammalia, Eulipotyphla, Soricidae. The record is from RefSeq and is a predicted model, not a curated record. Bases 6 to 494 code for a protein of 162 amino acids. The transcript has 3 exons.